AGCCACGGAGCUCGAUGCGACAGGAGCAGGAGAGCCACACCUGAUAGAGCGCGACCUACCUGCCCAAAGCGGAGCGGCAAGAUGGGGAUCUCGGGAUCCAGUCUGCUGGAUGAGAACAAAUCGAAUUUUAUUAAAGGUCGUGCGCAGGAUGAGCUGAAUGCCUUCAGUGCGCUGUACAGGCAGCAGUACUCAGUGGAGUACUGCAACAAGAUACGAGAGGAGAUGGAGGAGAACCAACAGCGCAGGACACAGCUGCUCAAACAACGGGAUCCUCUGAAGGAAGCGGAGGUGCUGUAUGAGGAGCAUGUGUUGUUCUUCGACGAGAGCAGGAAGUGGAGGGAGCGCUACGUGGUGGUGCGAGCCAAUUACAGCCUGGAGUGCCACGAAGGAUAUGAGAGCUUUGUGAAGGGUGUUCCUGCUCGGCAGAAGCUGCUGCCUACAGGGGGAGUGGUGCUCACCACAGAGGAGAAAUAUAUGGCCCUUGUAGACCAGUGCUUUCCUGACGCCAACAAUGUGAAGGAGGACUUUGCUCCCCCGGUGGUGGGCAUGCCAGGCCAGUUCCCCGUCUACCUGCGUCUGCCCUACAGGAGGGACUCCUACUUCUGCUUCAAACAGGAGGCCAGACAGACAGGAUUCAUCGCCAUCCUCAACGACUGCAUACGACAUCAGAGCCAAGACUUCCUGAAGAGAGGCACGGUGGAGGUGAAGGCCUUUGUCAGGGCUUUGAAACUGCACCGCGAGCACAAGGGAUACUAUGAAUCAUGGGAUAUGCUCAUCGGCAGCGACGUGAGGGUGCUGUCCAACAUGCUGAUGGUGGAGCUUCUCCCAGGCCUGGAGAAGGAACUGCUGCCCAAGCUGAAGGCCAAGAAGACGGAGAGGAAGAGGGUGUGGUUCGCCACGGUGGAGGCUGCCUAUAUUCUGCUUCAGGAGAAGCUGCUGUCUGGUCUGGGUGCCCUGAAGGAGGAGUGCAAGACCAGCAGCAGCCAACAGGAGGUGCUGCUGCGCUCAGACAUGGACCACAUCAGCAGCUCCAAGACAUUCCUACAGAACAAACUCACAGCGAUGGUGACGGCCCCGGCGGAGCGUCACUGUGCGGAGCAGGUGGGGCACUACCUGGCCUCGGUGCUGGAGGAGCUGAUGGGUCCUGUGAGCCUGGGGUUCGAGGAGGCGCGCAUACUGGGGGCCAACAUGAUGGAACAGCUGUGCACCGACUUCCAGGAGGGAGCACCCAAAGACGAACUGAAGACGGCAUUGUCCAAGAUGAGCAAGGCUAACCUGCAGUCGUGCUACCAGAGGGUGGGAGAGCUACAGCACCAGCUGAAGGAACUGCAGCAGCGGUUCAACUUCACCAACACCACAGGACUCAUCCACAGUACACAGAUAGACAUACAACAGCUCAUGGAGAACAUGGCUCAUACAUUUGAGCUGCUGCUGCUGAAGGCUCUGGAGGACAACCCUGAGAACUGGCCCCUGUCUAUGGAGAGAGCCAAGAACAGAGUCCUGAAGCAAUAUGACUAUGACAGCAGCACUAUACGGAAGCGCAUCUUCCACCAGGCCCUGAUCGACAUCACCCUGCCAAGCAUGAAGAGGAGCCUGGCCCCCACCGUUAAAGAUGAGUUGCCAAAGUUUGAGGAGUUCAUCUUCAACGACCACAGCCCCUUCAUCACGGUGGAUAAUGUCUAUGAAGACAUCCUGCUGCAGAUCCUGGAACGAGAAGUCUCUAAAGUGGUGAAGGAGGCGGUGAGCAUGAAGAAGUACAACCUGUUCUCGGAGAUGACCAGGGACCACUUCAGCCAGUCUAGCAUCUACUCCCUGCGCACCCCUCCUGGCUCCACGCCCGGCAGCCCCGCGGGGACCCUCCCCAACCGCCAGGCCCAGCCGCCCUCUCCCCUCAUGAGCAACGGCAGCGAGGGCAGCCCCUGCUCCAGCGGACCCUGCAGCCCCCUGGUGGAGAGGGGGCCCAGGGCAGAGGCGGACGCUCAGCCCUCUCCAACAACAGCACCAGUGGUGGUACCAACACCAGUGCCAGCGUCGGUACCAACACCAGUGCCAGCGUCAGCCCAGCCUGAGGUGGCAGUGGUGACGCCGGAGCCGGUCCAGGCGGUCACAGUGGUGGAACCACCUGCAGAGGGAGGGGACAGUGCUAGCCAAAUGGCCUCUGAUGCAGCAGCCGUAUCCGGGGAACAGGUGGCCUCCGAUGCCCCUAGUGCUGUGGAAGAGCCAGCAGAGGUAGUGGCUGCCACUAUUGGUGCUGAUGCUGCUGUGGCUUCCGUUGCCAAGGAGACAGUGGAGGCUGAAGCUCCCUUGAGCCCUGUUGUUCUCUCCGAGACACCGGCUGACCAAAGUCAGGCUGCUGAGGAGAAGACAGCCACAGACGCUGAUGGAGACGAUGCCACCACCAUUGCCACGCAGACGUCGUUUGAUUUCCCAGGUGUGCCUGCAACACUGAGCGCCCCAGUGAUUCAGGCUUCGCCCCAGGCUCCAGGUCCUGAGGCUCCAAAGGAGGGGGAGGUCAUGUCAGAGCCCCCCAGUCAGAUGCUAGUCUCUGGGGAAACCCCUGUACCCGAGUCCCCUGCCCCAACUGAGGCCUGUGUGGAUCUCCCAACUACCGAGGAGCCUGCAGCAAGUGCAGACGGGGACACCGACACAGCCGUGACAACAGUCAAGACCGAUGCUGAGGAGGGAGAUGCGGACCAGCCCGUCGUCACCCAGGAGACAGUUGCCAUGGCAACUAGUGCAGAUGCCACUGAAGGCGAGGACAAGAGCACUGCGGUGGCUAACGGUGAGCCCAUCAGCGCAGACGACGCGGAGAAGGCUGUUGCCCCUGACUCAAGUGACCUCUCCCUGACCUCUGACCCUACAGUUGAGGUGACCCCUGCUCCCAGCCAAGCGCAACCAGAGGUGGACGUGGCGGAGGUUAGUGCUGACCCAGAGACUGUUGCUGUCUCUCCAUGUACGGGCCUCUUGCCACCUGAGGCUCAGCUGGAGCUUGUGGAAGUAGAAGUGAUCGAAGAGUGCGACCUGGAGCCUCAGGCCGCGGAAGUAGAACUGGAGGCGUCUGUAGACGAAGUUCCUGCUGCUGAAACCAGCGAGGCCCCUGCAGCUGAGGUCUCGGAAGUGGAGCUCGCAGUGGAUGACGGCGAGGCUGCCGUUGACCCGAGCGACACUGAAGAGGCGACCAAAGCGCAGGUGGAGGGUGAGGUGGAGGAGAAGUCCGUGGAUGUGGAGCCUAAUGCUGGUGCCGAUGCUAAGGUUGAAGCUGGCACGGCUGACCUUGUAUCAGCUGAAGUGGAGGAGAGCGUGGAUGUGAAUGUGGAGGAGAGCUGUGCAGAGGAGACAGUAGUGGAUGCAGAGGCCGAGGCAGAGAGCACACCUGAGCUCCAGACCACAGACCAACCCACCAUCACAGCAGCGGCGGUGGAAGAACCAUCCGCACAGCAACCAGACACCCAGGCGUCGUCCAGCCCCAAGGCCAGUGCAGAGGUGCCCUCGGAUGGGGAGAGCGGUGACGAGGGUCCCAUGGGCAGUAUAAAGGCGAUCCGUGACCUUAUCGUGGAGGUCAUUGAGGUUGAGGAGCCUGUACAGCACUACCCGAAAAGCCCCACUGCAUGAGAGAGACAACAACAAAAAACAGACUGCUGAACCUACAUAGCCAAGUGUGUCUUCAAAAAACAUGUCCUGCAGAAGUUAUUUAACCAAAACACAAACCCAAGGACUGAGCACUCUUUCUUUGUUAUGGUUGUGGAUAACAAUCCAGCUGUCAAUACGCCUAAUCUCCAUCCGAACUGACAAUGGCUGAUUUAUUAGCCGGCCAAUUGGACUGCCAAUCAAUUCAAUCAAUUCCAAACAUUCAAUGAGCCUUGCAAUGUACGUCCAUCUGGUUUUUUUUUGUAGAAGCUGGUUACCUACGUAUAUGGAGAAAGUUACAUUAUACAUAAUAGGCUAUAUUUUUGCUAAACCAGGUAUAUGGUUUGACUUCUUUGAAAUACAAUAUGCUCUGCAGGAGGUUUGUGUGUCGGUGUGCAUAGUUUGUACUGUAGGUAAGUGUAAUCUUAAAUGGAAAUGUAAUGAAUCUGUAUCAUGUAAUAAUUAUUUAAUGAGUAGGGAUUUAAGAUAGAUAGGCUCUGGAGGAUUGUGUACAGACGGACUAUUAGGAGUUGAAUUGUAAUGCCUUAAUACAUGUUUUCCCCAAAAGCCUGUUGGGUUGUUGUAGCUCAUGUCAUGUUAUGAAGGAAAGUGGCCUUAUUGUCCUUAGAGAACUCAACGCUUCUUAAUGGAUUCAUGUAUAUUCUGUUGAAGUAUGGAUGUUCAACUGAGUGUCAACUGAGUUCUGUUGGGAGAAAAUAUUUAAUGUUACAUUUUUAAGGGAAUGUUACACAUCUGCUGUCACCAAAUGGUUACACUACAUGCUGCAGCUGUUUCUAAGGUGCGAGACUUUUGGUGUGGCCUCUGUUAGGUUUAUGUUUUUACAUUGGUGUUACAUGUUCUCCAGUAUUUAAAGAAUGGCGAGCUUCCAGUUUGUUUAAUGGAUCCACUGUUAGGCGAAAGCCGUACGCAUAUUUUCCGAGAGUUUAGCAUUCCGUUUGCGCUGAUAACAGCAGCAAGUUUGCCGCGGAGAACAUUCACCUGUUUAGGACUGAGAGAGAAAGAUCGAGUAACUUACUCGUUCACUUUCCCCCGUCAUUGAGAUUUUUCACAAUGCACUUGUGGCCACACCCUGGGCUCUCCCGAAUUCCACAAAAGAGGGAGGCGACACUACACACCUGCGCAAACUGGAGGUCGCAAUACCUGCCAUACCAGUUAGACUGCCACGUUUUGUCAUCUGUCACCCAUGUGUCUUCCAGCCAACAAUCUGUUUGUGUGUGUGUGUCUGUGUGUGUGUCUGUGUGUGUGUGUGUGUGUGUGUGUGUGUGUGUGUGUGUGUGUGUGUGUGUGUGUGUGUGUGUAUGUGUGUGUGUGUGUGUGUGUGUUUUUCUCUCUCAAAAUGCUGCCAUUAAACUUCUCAUGGUUCAAAGAUGACGCUAAUAACCUGCUGUUUACACACACACACACACACACACACCUCCAUGAUGCUUGUGUGUGCUGCCCAUGUUAAGCUGGGCGGUGGGAACAAUGCAACACACUACAGUAAUUGCUGUCUGACAAUAGGACAGAACAAUUUGCAUUGCAGUCAUGACUUUAACAGGGACGCUUCCCACAACCCUCCCAUCUGACCUCAACUGAAGGUCACUGUUUACCAUGUACAUCUUGACAAAUAAAGACAGA
Molecule: messenger RNA, 5265 nt
Organism: Engraulis encrasicolus (European anchovy)
Lineage: Eukaryota; Metazoa; Chordata; Actinopteri; Clupeiformes; Engraulidae
Gene: niban1a
Product: niban apoptosis regulator 1a
Exons: 14
Coding region: 82-3612 (1176 amino acids)
Source: RefSeq, a predicted model, not a curated record